CUAUCACAUAGGGCGAAGAAUAUUCCAAGGUAGAGCGUUCAUUUUACUGGCAUUCAUGCUAUAAUUUUCCCGUGUUCAUACUAUAAAAUGGAGAUCAUAGACACCAAGGGGACUCCACUAGUACAAGUAUUUAAUUUCUUUCCUUGUAUCUGAAUUAUCUUCCUACGCUACGCUGAGAGAAAUUAAUGGGGACAGUGGAAGCUGGGUUGGAUUAUUCUUCUUCAGAUACCCAACAUCAUAAGGAGCUUGAUGCCGAAGCUCUCUUUGUUCUAAAAUCCAGAGGGUCAUGGCUACACUGUGGAUACCAUUUAACGACUUCUAUUGUAGCUCCAGCCCUUCUGAGCUUACCCUUUGCAUUUGCUUUGUUGGGCUGGGUUGCUGGAGUUUCCUGCCUGAUAAUUGCUGUUCUAGUCACAUUUUAUUCUUACAAUCUUCUCUCCAAGGUGCUUGAACACCAUGCCCAACUUGGUCAGCGCCAACUUCGUUUCAGGGAUAUGGCCAGCGAUAUCUUAGGGCCAAGAUGGGGGCGUUAUUUUGUAGGCCCACUUCAAUUCUCUCUAUGCUAUGCUGCUGUCAUUGCUUGCACUCUCCUUGGAGGGCAGAGUCUCAAAUUCAUUUACUUGCUCUGCAAUUCAAGUGGCACCAUGAAACUUUACGAGUUUGUUGCCAUUUUCGGAGUCUUGAUGUUGAUUUUGGCUCAAAUACCAUCUUUCCACUCCCUAAGACAUAUCAACCUUAUUUCAUUAACUCUUUGCCUUGCUUAUAGCACAUGUGCUACCAUAGACUCCACUUACAUAGGAAACUCUGUCAAUGCUCCACCCAAGGACUCUUCUGUGAAUGGAGAUGGCAAAGAUCAAUUGUUUGGUGCUUUUAAUGCCAUUUCCAUCAUUGCCACCACAUACGGGAAUGGGAUCAUUCCUGAAAUACAGGCAACCAUUGCACCCCCUGUUGAGGGGAAGAUGUUCAAAGGACUAUGCCUUUGUUAUGCAGUAGUAAUUCUAACUUUCUUCACUGUUGCCAUUUCGGGGUAUUGGGCUUUUGGUAAUAAAGCAAAGGGAACUAUCUUGGGAAACUUCAUGGUCAAUGGGAAUCCUUUGGUUCCCAAGUGGCUGAUUUUGAUCACUAGUAUCUUUACUCUCCUACAAGUAUCAGCUGUGUGCGUAGUUUACUUGCAGCCAACGAACGAGUUGGUGGAGAAAAAAUAUGGAGAUCCUAAGAGCAAUCAAUUCUCCAUUCGCAAAGUUGUGCCAAGGUUGUUUUUACGAUCACUUUUGGUGGUUGUAGCAACGAUUCUUGCAGCAAUGUUUCCCUUCUUUGGAGACAUUAAUGCUUUGAUUGGAGCAUUUGGUUGCAUUCCUUUAGACUUUGUCCUGCCAAUGGUGUUCUACAAUGUGACCUUCAAGCCUUCAAGAAAGGCUCUUUUGUUUUGGGGAAACACAGCCAUUGCUAUGCUUUUCUCCAUGUUGGGGGUCCUUGGAGCAAUAUCUUCAGUUCGACAAAUAGUCAUAGAUGCCAAACUCUAUCAAGUUUUUGCUAACAUAUGAACAUCUCAAUUCAGUACAAGGACCUCAUUUCCAUUACUUGUUAUAAUUCUAUCUGUAAAUUAACAAAUCAGUCAGUUAUACUUUAAUUGUAAAGCACUAAUAUUAUGUUU
Nelumbo nucifera (sacred lotus) is the source of this 1654-nucleotide messenger RNA. RefSeq names its product GABA transporter 1-like. The record is from RefSeq and is a predicted model, not a curated record. NCBI's taxonomy places the organism in Eukaryota, Viridiplantae, Streptophyta, Magnoliopsida, Proteales, Nelumbonaceae.